Molecule: messenger RNA, 673 nt
Organism: Glossina fuscipes
Lineage: Eukaryota; Metazoa; Arthropoda; Insecta; Diptera; Glossinidae
Exons: 3
Coding region: 1-669 (222 amino acids)
Source: RefSeq, a predicted model, not a curated record
AUGAGAACUAAAGUAAUUAAUAAAAAAGGUGAAGAAAGUCGCCCAGUCGCUUUAAAAAAAAGUGUGGGUCGCUACGAAGACGAAAUAAUUUCCUUAGUGGAUUCCCGGCCUUAUGCGCGAACAACCAUAACCAAUUUUGACAAUUUGACAAGCUCGCAAAAAUCUUGUCAUGAAUUGUUGUCACAGUCUGUUGCUGAGUUAUCGACAAGUGGAUAUGAAUUUCAUAUCUCUGAUGAAGAGUUAAUCGAAUGUUGCACUAAAGCGGAAGAUACGAUGAAAGAAGUAAAAAAUAUAGAGGCUCCAGAAGAAAAAGAAACAAUUGUGGAUGUAGUAUUUGAGGACUCUCCAGAAGGAGGAGAAGACAACAAAAAGAAGACAAUAGUAGAUAUAAUAUUUGAGGACUUUUCUACAUCGCCUUUUAAUAGUCCUGUAGUAUCACCCGAGAAUAAGUUAAGGAAUUUGGAACGGUCCCCUUUAUAUAUAUUACGGGAAAAACCAAGGAAAAACUACAGCCGCGAUUUUAGAGAAAAGGCACAAUUGGCUCUUUUAUACGAUUAUACGCCAGAAAGAAAAGCUUCAGAUCGUGGUUAUACCGAGAAAGAGGAGACGUACAACGUAAAUCAAAGUAAGUUGUUUUUAAAAUCCGCUAUGAGACAAUAUUUAAAUUAAUCCA